Molecule: messenger RNA, 948 nt
Organism: Leptonychotes weddellii (Weddell seal)
Lineage: Eukaryota; Metazoa; Chordata; Mammalia; Carnivora; Phocidae
Source: RefSeq, a predicted model, not a curated record
AUGCCGUCCUUCCGGGCCCUGCCUCGGUCCUUUAAAACAGAAUGGAGAGUUAGUGAAAGGUCAAAGCCACUAUGGUUGGUGGUAGCUGCCCCGGGCCCUGACAGGCAGAGGAGAACGGAGGGAAUCCGAAGAACAACUAUGGCAAAAUGCUUGGUCAAGAUCCAGACUCGGAGGGGCCUCCGCUUGCAAAUGGUGAACCACUGUAGCAGCAAUGUGUUUGUCCGUCUGCUGAGACACAGCUCCAAGAUCACAGCUAGAAAUGCCGGUGUUCCAUUACCCAAAGAAGACAUUUCUGCCCCUGUGAUCUCUAGCUCACCAGUGAAGGAAGCCCGGGAGUAUAAAAACCCCCAAAGUGAAGAGGAAGAGAAAAUCAAAGAAGAGCCCCUGACCAUCUCCGAACUGGCCUACAACCCAAGUGCCAGCCUGCUCCCCACCCCUGUGGAUGAUGAUGAGAUUGACAUGCUCUUUGACUGUCCAUCGAGGCUGGAGUUGGAAAGAGAAGACACAGAUUCAUUUGAGGAACUAGAAGCAGACGAACAUGCCUUUUUGAUGGCCGAAGAAGAAGAGCUGAAGGAGGCUCGCCAAGCUUUGUCGUGGAGCUAUGACAUUCUGAGCGGCCAUAUUUGGGUGAACCCACUGGUCAAGAGUUUUUCCAGGCUCCUGGUGGUGGGCCUGGGGCUGCUGCUCUUUGUAUUCCCCCUGCUCCUCCUCCUUUUGGAGUCAGUCUACAUGCAGUAAACAGACCCAGCAGGACCUGCCCAUGGUGGGCCCAGCCAGGACUCGGCUCUCCACCUUCCAGCCGCGGUCUGUGAUGGGUGGGUAAGUUUGGCAAGCCCCGCCCAGUGGGCUCAGCUGUCAUCACUUCAGAGAGGACAGAAGAAGCCCUCACCUGGGUCUCAGAUCCCAGCUGUGUUCUCCAAUCUAUUAAUAAAAUGGAUUUUAACUCUC